Molecule: messenger RNA, 2858 nt
Organism: Labrus mixtus (cuckoo wrasse)
Lineage: Eukaryota; Metazoa; Chordata; Actinopteri; Labriformes; Labridae
Gene: prokr1a
Product: prokineticin receptor 1a
Exons: 2
Coding region: 836-1954 (372 amino acids)
Biological process (GO): neuropeptide signaling pathway
Cellular component (GO): membrane
Molecular function (GO): neuropeptide receptor activity
Source: RefSeq, a predicted model, not a curated record
UAGUGGGUAAACUUUAGUCAGUUUGUUGAAGACUAAAUGCUCUUGAACAAUCAGACAGAGACGAUGGCUUGUGAAUUGAGGAUCUGUUUAUUUCUCUCGGAGCAGUUCUUUUAUAACAUCCCAAUCAUCCCGUCAUGGGCAAUCAUCACACUGAGCAAUUACAACAUGUGUGCUAUAUAAAGACCAUGUCCUAGAAGUUUCUUGGGCGGACAAACUGCUCUAUUACCAGGAAAGAGUGUGUGGGUGUACGUGUAUCAGAACAUGACCUUAUGACCUGGCUAAAUUCAGAGGUUAGAUAACUAUUGGUUUGUGCCUGUUGCUGUCCAGAUUGUUAUGAUUCUACCUUUCAAACUACAACAUAAUUCCCCCUUUGGGGGUUAGCAAACCCACAAACAAUAACAGAUCAACACAUCAUUACUUCAAUAGUCAUCAAUAUCCAUCAAUCAAUAUAAGUAAGGGCGAAAAACCUGGACCUGCUCCUUCACCAGGAAAAUUCCCCUACGACCCCCAGAAAAGAUAUAUUUAUCUUUAGGGCGAGGUUAAGGUCAAGGUUUAUAUUGAUUUACACAGAUAUAUGUAUAUAAACGAUGCAACAAAAUAUUUGUUCAAAAAACAAAUGAAUGAAAGAUAAACUAACCCGACUGACCACGGCGGUGGUGGUGGAUGAGAAAGUCCCGGGUUGUGAAGGUUAAUCGACGGUUUCUGUUAAUGGAGUUCGGUGGUCUUGAAAAGAGGUCCAUCUCAGUCGGGAUGCGGUCUCUGGUGUCGUCUCUUUACUUGUUUUCUUUUUCACUUUUACAGACGCUUCUUUCUGAGCAUGUUGACCUGAUCCAAAAUGGUCGACUCGUCAAACCGCAGCUCGGCUCCGAUGGACUACUUCCCGUCGUCCAGCGAGGGUCUGGACUACGGGAUCCCCCUGGACGAGAUCCCGGACACCACGCAGGGCCGGGCCUUCUUCGUGGCCACCAUCGUCAUCGCCGCGGUGCUGGUGUGCAUCAUGUUGGUGUGCGGCGUGGGAAACUGUCUGUUCAUCGCCAGCCUCGCUCGUUACAAGCAGCUCCGCAACCUGACCAACCUGCUGAUCGCCAACCUGGCCGUGUCGGACGUGCUGGUGGCGGUGGUGUGCUGUCCCUUCCUGUUGGACUAUUACGUGGUGAAGCAGCUGUCGUGGGAUCACGGCCUGCUGCUCUGCGCCGCAACCAACUACCUGCGCACGGUGUCGCUCUACGUGUCUACCAACGCUCUGCUGGCCAUCGCCGUGGACAGGUACAUGGCAAUCCUGCAUCCUCUCCGUCCUCGUAUGAAGUACCAGACGGCGUACUGCGUGAUCCUGACGGUUUGGAUCGUCCCCGUCUUCAUCUCCAUCCCCUCCGCCUACAUGGCCUCGGAGACCACGUACCCACAUGUGGACGGAGGCACCUUCAAGACCUUCUGCGCUCAGAUCUGGCCCGUGGACCAGCAGGUGUACUACCGCUCCUACUUCCUCCUUAUCUUCGCUCUGGAGUUCAUCGGCCCAGUGACCGUCAUGGCGGUCUGCUACACCCGGAUCUCCAGGGAGCUCUGGUUCAAGGACUUCCCGGGUUUCCAGACGGAGCAGAUCCGACGGAAGCUUCAGAAGCGUCGGAGGACGGUGGUGGUUCUGAUACUUGUGCUGGUCGCGUACAUCCUGUGCUGGGCGCCUUACUACGGCUUCGCCCUGCUGCGGGACUUUUACCCCACCCUCAUAUCCCAGAACAGGAACUCCCUGGUGGCUUUUUACAUCAUUGAGUGCAUCGCCAUGAGCAACGGGGUCAUCAACACCCUCUGCUUCAUGAGCGUCCGGAACAACAAGCGCCUGAAGAAGGUCAGCAAGUUCCCGCUGAAGCUGGUGACCGCCAAGUCGGUGUACGAAGGGGAGGCGCGGACCUCCUCCCUCCGCAUGACGGAGGACGUGGGGGACACUAGGCUGAGGUAGAAGUCAAAACAUCAGACAGGUCACACAGCAAAGUGGAUCUACUGAAACCUAAACACCGGACCGGUCUUAAUGAACUUGUUCAGCGGAUGUGGCGAGACGCUGGUACACCGAGGUGGCGCCGAUUCUGAAAGUCUUGCCAAUGGUUGCAAAAAUUCAGGGCUUAGCAACUGGACUGGCACAGAACGCCGUAUAACACAUGGACAAAGACUCAGUGACAUCACCUUUUGGUUUCUGAAGUGGAGUUUCAAAACAAACAAGUUAUUAAAAAUUCACUAGAUGCUGUCGUCCAAAUGUUGGAAGAUGCAAACUGCCAGAAAAAAAAAGAUGGCUGCCUGAAUCUUAACAGUUCAUGUUUGUACGGAAAGGCGGGUUACAGAGAUUAUAACUCAGAAGGUUUGGUGAUCAGCCAGUCAUAGUGAGGGUCUACAUCACAGAUUGUGUUCAGGAAGUGGACCUCCUGGUUUUAAAAAAAGCAGCCAAUGCAGGAGUGUUUUAAACCUGCAUUCUCUCUAAUGUCCAGCAGGGGGAGAUUCCAUGAUAAAAUGUUCCUACUGCUGAGUUGAUUUAUUCCCUCAGGAAUCAUUUUCCUAACACGUUUAUGUUCUCAAUCUGAAGUUUCAAGUCUUCUUCCACACAGCAUGAUGCUCAUUUAGCAAAUGAUGGUCCCGUUUAGAGUUAAAGAGACCAGAAAGAGGGGGAGGGGUUAGGGCGGGGCUACCUGUGAUUUACAAGUUGUUACCGUAGAGACGUUGGCUGCCAAAACCUCGCUCAUGUUUAUUCACUUACUCCUCUAAAAACAGAACGAGUCUAACCCGGCUCCUCCUCAGGUGUUAUCGACAGUAGACAUCCAUUUUUUUUUUUUUUUUACUUUCUAUAUUUUUGGAUUCUAUCGCUCAUUAAAAUA